CUUGAGGGAAAGUAAGGAUGACCAACAGUUCUACCUUCUGCCCAGUUUACAGAGACCUGGAGCCGUUCACAUAUUUUUUUUAUUUAGUUUUCCUUGUUGGAAUUAUUGGAAGUUGUUUUGCAGCCUGGGCUUUCAUACAGAAAAACACAAAUCACAGGUGUGUAAGCAUAUACUUAAUUAAUUUGCUUACAGCCGACUUCCUGCUUACUCUGGCACUACCAGUAAAAAUCACUGUCGACUUGGGCGUGGCCCCCUGGAAGCUGAGGAUAUUCCACUGCCAAGUAACAGCCUGCCUCAUCUACAUUAAUAUGUACUUAUCAAUUAUCUUCCUAGCAUUUGUUAGCAUUGAUCGCUGUCUUCAGUUGACAUACAGCUGCAAGAUUUAUCGAAUACAAGAACCUGGAUUUGCCAAAAUGAUAUCGACUGUUGUAUGGUUGAUGGUCCUUCUUAUAAUGCUGCCGAACAUGGUAAUUCCCAUCAAAGAUGUGAAGGAAAAGCCCAACGUGGGUUGCGUGGAAUUCAAACAGGAGUUUGGAAGAAACUGGCAUUUGAUGACAAAUUUCAUAUGCAUCGCAAUAUUCUUCAAUUUCUCAGCCAUCAUCUUAAUAUCUAACUGCCUUGUCAUUCGACAACUCUACAGAAACAAAGACCAUGAAAACUAUCCAAAUGUGAAAAGAGCUCUCAUCAAUAUACUUUUGGUGACUACAGGCUACAUCAUAUGCUUUGUUCCUUAUCACAUUGUCCGAAUCCCAUACACCCUCAGCCAGACAGAGGUCAUAUCUGACUGCUCCACCAGGAUUUCACUUUUCAAAGCCAAGGAGGCCACGCUGCUGCUGGCUGUGUCCAACCUGUGUUUUGAUCCGAUCCUGUACUAUCACCUCUCAAAAGCUUUCCGCUUAAAGGUCACGGAGACGUUUGCUUCACGUAAGGAGACCAAGGCUCAGAAAGAAAAAUCAAGUGGUGAAAACAAUGCAUAAAAUAUGGGAUUUUCUCACGCUAUCUCUUCCUGCCUUACUGGACAACUGAGUGUACAAAACUGCUGGGAAGGAGGGGAAAAAAGAGCCUCCAUGAGUAAAAACACAGGCAGCUAGCGAAUGUGGCUUGGUUCACUGAGAAACCCUGUUUCUAAACGCAAGCCAAGCAGUACUCUCGUGGUUGUCGAUGCUCCUUAACCCAAACGUUUGUACAAAAAACUAAAACCUCUUGUUGCGCCGACAUAAACCCUGCAGUAUCCUUGAAAUCUAAAUGAGCUCUAUGACACAGACUGAAGUAUUCAUGAGGUAUUCAUUUAAAGGCCUGGAACUGA
Messenger RNA from Globicephala melas (long-finned pilot whale), 1306 nucleotides. RefSeq names its product G protein-coupled receptor 171 (gene GPR171). Lineage: Eukaryota; Metazoa; Chordata; Mammalia; Artiodactyla; Delphinidae. Gene Ontology annotation, biological process: G protein-coupled receptor signaling pathway. Gene Ontology annotation, molecular function: G protein-coupled purinergic nucleotide receptor activity. Gene Ontology annotation, cellular component: membrane. The record is from RefSeq and is a predicted model, not a curated record.